Messenger RNA from Amblyraja radiata (thorny skate), 1271 nucleotides. RefSeq names its product basic proline-rich protein-like. The record is from RefSeq and is a predicted model, not a curated record. Lineage: Eukaryota; Metazoa; Chordata; Chondrichthyes; Rajiformes; Rajidae. Bases 267 to 818 code for a protein of 183 amino acids. The transcript is spliced from 2 exons.
AGCCAGACAGCCGGGGGUUCACCAGCACCAGGGCAGCCUCGACCUCCCUCAAGGAUCGCCCCAAGCAGCGGCCCCCCUCUCCCCCCGCACAGCCCCCCCCAACAUGGGGAGACGACCCUGUGGACCCGGGCCCCGACAGCCCGACCCCCCCGCCCGCGCGCCUUGGGUCCCCCUCGCCCCUGGCGCUGCUCCAGGCGGCUAAAGAGAGGGAACGGAGCCGCUCCCGUCCAACGAGCGUCCCUGACACCAACACCCCGGGCCUGUCCAUGGGGGGCACACGCUACAUCAAGCCCACCCACCCCAACUCCUUCCAGGUGGCCCCUAGAGCCGCUGCUGCCGUUAUCGUGCACGGGGCCCCUCCCGGAGCAGACGGGCCCCCGGCUGAUGCUGUCGACGAGCCGGACAUGUCCUCGCUCCUGCUGCCCCCGCCACCUCUCUUCAGUGACGAAGAUGCGGAGGAACCUCCCCUACCCUUCCUCCCCCCGCCGGCAGAGUUCUCCAACAGCGAUGACCCCCCCGGGCCAGCGGGUCUGGGUCCCCCCCCUGCCGGUGUAGACCACCCGACGCCCAGGGCCCAGAACAACACGCCCACCACCCUCCACCUUAACCGUCCCUCCGCCAAUCCUUUGUACUCCUCCAUCUCCAGCGGGCUGAAGCCGCUGAUCGCCCCCAAGCCUAACGGUACCCCCGCCAAAGCCCGCAGCUCCGGCCAGCCGCUGCCGAUGCCACCAGGCCAGCGGACACUGGACUGUACACAAACAACCUGCUGGCCAAAGACAACGUCAUGGGUGAAUUACGGACCAAAGUGCGGACAUUAAGCACCCAGUCACAGGUGGCCUCGAAAAGCUCGCAGAACAAAUCGUCUCAGUCCCACGGGAAGACUUUCACAAUCCGACCCGGUGCCAAACAGCCAAUGACCGUGGUGGAACCAUCGAGCAUGAAAUGAGCGGCGAGCGUUUCACGGGAACAGUCUUCGUGUCGGUUCGUUAACCGAAGGAAUUCUGCAAUGACUAAUAUCUCCCCUCCAGCGGGGACAGAUGGAAAAUCCGGCUGGAUUUAAGUUUCUACGUGGAAUGCAAGCAUGCGUCAGGCACUCCCAGCUUUAGCCACUGAUUGUAUUGAACUGAGGAUCAUAUAAGGCCUAUGUACUGUGUAGGAAGCAACUGCAGAUGCUGGUUUAAACUGAAGAUAGACACAAAAAGCUGGAGUAACUCAGCGGGACAGGCAGCAUCUCUGGAGAGAAGGAAUGGGUGGCGUUUCGGGUUGAGACC